Molecule: messenger RNA, 265 nt
Organism: Pediculus humanus corporis (human body louse)
Lineage: Eukaryota; Metazoa; Arthropoda; Insecta; Psocodea; Pediculidae
Exons: 3
Biological process (GO): regulation of RNA splicing
Cellular component (GO): nucleoplasm; ribonucleoprotein complex
Molecular function (GO): mRNA binding
Source: RefSeq, a predicted model, not a curated record
AUGUUGAUGAAUCCUGAAUCAAAUUUGAAUAACAUCCCAUUCGGAAUCAAAUUCAAAAUCCUGACACAAACAUUCGACUCAAAGGAUGAAGAAGUAGAUCCAAAUUCUGUUGUUAGAGCUCGUGGACUUCCUUGGCAAUCAUCAGACGGUGACAUUGCCAGGUUUUUUAGGGGAUUAAAUAUAGAAAAAGGUGGAGUCGCAUUGUGUUUGAGUCCUGCGGGAAGGCGAAACGGUGAAGCACUCGUAAGGUUCGUAAAUCAAGCGC